GCUCAAGCGUUGCGUUUCGUUUGCCUCCAGCAGCAGCAGCAAAACCCCUGACCAAUCCCACUUCCCAAAACCCAGACCAGUUUGUGUGGACAGCGAUGACGUGCUGAGGUCUCUCUCACUGUGCUUCCCUCUCCACCGCGCUCGCCUGGUGUGCCAAAAACUAUAAACUUAUUAAACAGUUUUCUUCGCGGAAAGCAGACAACCAUCAACAGCCGGAAAAACCGAGGCAGCGUUUCGUGUUCAAGCUAAGGAUUUUAAAGUUGCAACAUGGCCAAACAGGAGAGAAAAGCAAGAUGGUACUUUGGAGGACUGGCGAGCGUAGGCGCCGCUGUAGUCACCCACCCACUCGACCUGAUCAAGGUCACGCUGCAGACGCAACAGGGACACCUGUCGGUGGCCCAGUUGAUCCCGAAACUGGCGCGCGAACAGGGUAUCCUGGUCUUCUACAACGGCCUCUCCGCCUCGAUGCUGCGCCAAAUGACCUAUUCCACGGCCCGCUUUGGGGUCUACGAGGCCGGAAAGGAUUACGUCAAGACGGACACCUUCGCGGGCAAAGUGGCUCUCGCCGGAGCCUCCGGCCUCGUGGGCGGAAUCGUGGGAACGCCGGCGGACAUGGUCAAUGUUCGCAUGCAGAACGACGUGAAACUGCCCGUGGAACAGCGUCGCAACUAUAAGAACGCCUUCGACGGACUGUUCAAGGUGUACCGGCAAGAGGGAUUCGCGCGGCUCUUCUCCGGCGCCACCACAGCGACUGCUCGUGGCAUCCUGAUGACCAUCGGUCAGAUUGCCUUCUACGACCAAACAAAGAUCUACCUGCUGGCCACGCCCUAUUUCCACGACAACCUGAUCACCCACUUCACCGCCUCCCUGGUGGCCGGAACGAUAGCCACCACCCUGACGCAGCCCCUGGAUGUGCUGAAAACGCGGUCGAUGAACGCCAAGCCCGGCGAGUACUCCGGUCUCUGGGACGUGGUGAAGCACACGGCCAAGUUGGGACCGCUCGGCUUCUUCAAGGGCUACGUGCCGGCCUUUGUGCGCCUGGGUCCCCACACGAUCCUCACCUUUGUGUUUCUGGAGCAACUGCGUCUCAACUUUGGCACCACUUCCAGCUAGCCGGGAUCCCGAUGGCACCCAUAACUAGGCAAUAACUCUCCCAUGGCUGGCUGGCAGAUUCCCUUGAGCAAUGCUACAUUCCAGCUGCAAUUCGUUCACAACAGUAUCGAACAUGUGUAAUUAGCUAUAGCCAGUACCAGUUGUUAACAAAGAUGCUUUUAUGCUAGCAAAUUAGUUGUUAUUAGCGUUUCAUGCCCGUGUUUGCUUUUUAUAGUCGACAGUAAAUGGUAACAGUUGUAGUAAAACGGUACACAGAAAGUAGGAUUUUGAAUAUGAAAUAGCAGAUUUAACUCAUAUGACUUCAAUGUUUUUUAAAGAUUAAUGAUUGUUAGGGUAAACAUGUUUAAAAACUAUCGUUAUCACUUCACCAAGGACAGCAAUAUAUUGCCAGUAUAUUGAACAAACUCCAUUUUUUAAGAGCAAUAAGUUGGGUUAUUUUCUUCUUUGAUUUGGUCAUGAAAAGUUUAAGUUAAGCUCGAUCGUACUUCAUUGUCAUUGCCGUGCUGUUAGCAAUUAAGCGUAUUUCGUUAUCAAUGGCUGCUCGUUUCUGCUUUACAUGUUAGGACUGCCAUGCAAUUUACAAAUAAAAAAAACGAAAAUCGAUGGUA
Molecule: messenger RNA, 1721 nt
Organism: Drosophila biarmipes
Lineage: Eukaryota; Metazoa; Arthropoda; Insecta; Diptera; Drosophilidae
Gene: Dic1
Product: mitochondrial dicarboxylate carrier
Exons: 3
Coding region: 268-1113 (281 amino acids)
Biological process (GO): thiosulfate transport; phosphate ion transmembrane transport; succinate transmembrane transport
Molecular function (GO): oxaloacetate transmembrane transporter activity; antiporter activity; thiosulfate transmembrane transporter activity
Source: RefSeq, a predicted model, not a curated record